CCCGUCCAGAGGAAAUGCGCUUGCGCAGAAAUCAACAGGGACCUGACUGGUGAUUUUGAGUCACGUGACAGGAUAUCGCUUGACCGCUGCCUGCAUUGCAGCUAUGACAACAAAGUUUGAAAAUCGAGUUUAAUGGAAAUGAAAAGGAUUUCUGCGUCUAAAAAGCCCACAAAGUCUCUUAAAUGUACCGUCUACGCAAACAUCCGGUCUGUCACCUGUCCAGGUGUGUUUCUGGAAAAGAGGAGCAGCAUCUACCUCACCAUGUGCAUCAUGGGACAGCACAAAACAACGCCAUCUUUACCUCCUGUUUUUCCUUUACUCUUCCACCACAAGAUGACUUUUGUAAAGACCUUCUGGGGCGUUGUUGACCCUGCUGAUGUAGCUGACCUCCUGGAAGCUGACACAACAUCUUUUCAGCUGAUUCAGUCGGCCGCUCCAGAGGGGGAGAUUCUAGCCUCGAUGGAGGAAAGCAGCAGAGAUUUCUUGUUUCCCAAGCUGACCUCCACCAGAGAAGGUGCCUGGAGAGAAGUUCUGUUGAAAAGAUCCUCCUCGUUUCCUGGAAUCUCCCCCAGAGUGGAGUUUACCACAACAUCAAUCAUAGAGGAGAGUGAUGGAGCGGAUGAGCACGCCACCGAGCGCGCCGCCGAGCACGCCGCCGAGUGCGCCGCCUCACCUACCUCCUGUGAUUCCCCGAUGAGACUCUCUCAAAUCAGACGGUCUUCACCAACCGGUGGGAACAGUUCAGCCUUCAAAGCCGACCAGAGUCUUCCCCAAAACACGAAGGGAAGAAAACGCGCCGCGGACGCCGGCUACCAGCAGCCCACAGUGGCGUCCAGGGCCCGAUCCCUGUCCCCGUACACGCACCGCAAGAUGUGCCAGCUCUCUGAGGACGCCCGGCAGAGACUCGGCCAUCUCCGGCUGGGGCCGCACCUCUUCAGGAAGGAGACGGAGCUCCAGCCGCCCUUCCUGGUUCCUCGCCGCCGUAACGUCUCAGCGCUGGAAGGUCCUUCCUCAUCCUCGGAGCGCCAUCACAGUCGACUUCGACGCUCUCUCAGCUUAUCAGCAGACGCGUCUCUUCUGGGGAGUUACAGACCGAGAACAGACAAAGUGGAAUCUGCUCUGGUGAAGGUCCAGCCUCCAGAAGCCUCACCUGCACACCGAGCUCCCAUCAGAAGUCCUCCAGAUGCCAGCAGCCUCAGAGACAGGCUGCAGAAAGCUCCGUCCUACUCGCAGCAGAUCCACAGCCGAGUCCAGAAGCUGCUGCAGACGCACAAAUCCACCUGGAACCAGAACCUUGACCCCUGAGCUGGGCAGCUUGACAUCGAACCUUUUGGGGUCCAGAGAGCCUCUCAUCUUCAGGACCUGCAGGUCUCCCUUCAGCUCCUGGGAAACUUCUGGAGCUUUCAUGUUGAACCAGCCGUCUCCUGUGGAUUUCUGCCUCUCGGCCUGAAAACAAACAC
Messenger RNA from Oryzias melastigma (Indian medaka), 1460 nucleotides. It is a transcript of the gene spata6, whose product is annotated as spermatogenesis associated 6. The transcript is spliced from 13 exons. NCBI's taxonomy places the organism in Eukaryota, Metazoa, Chordata, Actinopteri, Beloniformes, Adrianichthyidae. Gene Ontology annotation, molecular function: myosin light chain binding. Bases 133 to 1305 code for a protein of 390 amino acids. Gene Ontology annotation, biological process: spermatogenesis. The record is from RefSeq and is a predicted model, not a curated record.